AAUUCGAUUAGAAAGGGAGAAUCAGCUAAGGGAUGUAGUUUGGGAAGUGGGGAUCAACAUGUUACUAGAUGGGGGCCGGGGAGAGUGUUGCUAAAGUAGAGGCCUCAACUCAGACGGAGCUAGAGGAGGCGGGGCCCGGGGCCCGCAGGAAGAAGGGAAGCUCAAGCAUAUUAAAGAGCUGGAAGAAAGGAUUAGGAAGCACUGCUUCAACUCCAAGCAGCAAGGAUCAGUACCCUCCGGAGAUACUGGCUUUCUCACCAGAUGAGAUCAAAGAUAUGAUACUGCUGUAUAAAGAGAAGCAGGAGGCGAUAGAUCGCUCCUCUAUUCGUGGAUCAGUGCAGUCGAAGAAGGACCUCUACAACGCGCUGAACAAGGAUAAUGACAGCAAAGCAGCCAACAACAGACCCAGAGUUGAUCCCAACGCCCUUCAUCGCCAGAAUCACCCGAAAGGGUACCUGACUAAGAUCACGACCGACUACGAGGCGAAGCAUGACGAAGAGCUCUCUGUUCAAAAAGGAACCAUGGUCAAGGUAUUGCGUAACCACAAAGAUGGUAGAUAUGAGAUUUACACAGCUGGUGGAUUCGGUUUGGUACCGGGAAAAGUCCUCGCUUACAUUCAAUACGAGCCGGAUUACAACUGACUUACAUCCAAUACGAGCCGGAUUUCAGAUGCUCCUCCAAACCCCCUUCCGUAUCAGAAAAGUAUCUUUUGCCUUUUAGGUCAAAGUUUGACGGGUUUGGGUGUUCGAGAAUAUUUAUUGUCUUUCUCACCUAGAUAAAUUUUAUGAUAACCCUGACAGGCAUGUGUAAUAUUUGAUAAUUUUGUCUGGCGAUAAUUUUAAUCCAAAAACUCAUCAGGCUUUUUGGUGUAUCAGCCACGUGCGAAGUCUAGAUUUUAAAUUAUUGGAUAAAAAUACGUCCUUUUUUGAGCUGCAUUGGCUCUUAACAAUUAUCAAUGUAAUCGAGAUAUCGAAACGAUUAUUGUCAGAAACGAUGGUUGUAUUUUAAAAGUUUAUGUUAAUUUUAUUGAAAAUGAUUUCGCGAUCUAGUAUGGCUAUACUUUUCAUGCUUGCGAGAUUCAAUUCAAUGCGAGCUCAUCUUUUUAAUAUUAGUUGUUCCUCAGAAUAAUUCCCAUUUUUGAGGCUAGUUCAUUCAUGCUUAUCAAAGUUUGUGGUCAUAGAAAUAUGAUUUCCAUCGGCCGGACUGAUCGAUUUAAUAAUUCGUUAUUGGAUUUCUUACAUCCCUAUUUAUUGCAGCACGAAGUUUGCAAAUGUUACAAAGUCUGGCUUUGAGCGCUAUUUUAGAUUAUGCUUGCCUUAAAAACACACCCACAUUUAAUUGACUGACGACCAUCGAGUUAUCUAAUAUUACUUUAAAUAGGAUAAUAAUGCAUUAUCAUUAUCAUGGCUUUUAGGUUAUUUAGUUUUGAGUGGCGCUAUUCCAUUAUAUUUAUAAAGUUACAAUUCAGUUACAAAUGAUUUCAGUACGAUAGUGCCCGUACCUUUUUUCGACCACCCAUCCCAAGUUACAAUUCAUUAUCCCGUACCAUGUUUUGAUCAUCCAGUCCUAAAUUUGCACAUAAUAUUAGACUAUUUGCUGGUAAUUGUCGUGCCGUUGUGAGGACCAAUUUACUAGUCGGAGUGUGGUGUUGCAAUUAUUUCGAAGUGAUUUUACACAAUUUCCCGGGAAUGUUCCUGUGAAUCAGGUACAACUAAUAACGGCAUAUUUCUAAUUAGGUAAUUAGGUCGCCAUUCCUCAGUAAUUGAGUUAAUUAGUCAUCUACCUGCUGCUCUACGUGGUCAUUACCUAGUAACGGCGUUGCUAGGUAACUUAUAGUGCUGCUCUUUGAAUAUUUGAUGAGUGACAGCUUUUUUUCUUUUCUGCUUCUAUUCAUUCUUAACAUUUGCUGCUGUCAUGCAGUAAAAUGUGUUGUAAAUAAUUGUAAAUAUGAAACUGUAAAGUGUAUAUAGACGAAAAAUGAAUUAAUAAAGUUGAAAACCCAAA
Molecule: messenger RNA, 2004 nt
Organism: Bolinopsis microptera
Lineage: Eukaryota; Metazoa; Ctenophora; Tentaculata; Lobata; Bolinopsidae
Exons: 4
Coding region: 69-641 (190 amino acids)
Molecular function (GO): protein binding
Source: RefSeq, a predicted model, not a curated record